Phalacrocorax carbo (great cormorant) is the source of this 3282-nucleotide messenger RNA. NCBI's taxonomy places the organism in Eukaryota, Metazoa, Chordata, Aves, Suliformes, Phalacrocoracidae. The record is from RefSeq and is a predicted model, not a curated record.
AUUGGGUAAGAGUUGUGAAAUGCUGGAUGCUAACACCCAAAGAAACAAAGAUCUUCUUGUGCCCACAGGUGCAAACCUCAUGGUGAGCUCAGCGUUGGAGGAGUAUCACCUCAAUUGAUAAAAGUUUGAAGACGAAUGCCCGAAGCCCUGCAAGUCAGAUUAAAGCACAGGCACCAACGGUGCAUGCCAAGGCUCUGCUUCCAAGGCCAUGAAAGGAUGCCAAGCCGUUCUGCUUUCAAUUACAUAAGUAUUAUACCUCCUGCUCCAAAGACUGCAAGCACAGAUUUGACCGCUUUUCUUCGCCAUCCGCUCCCAGCAGGGGUUAAGAGUACCCUGGGCUCAGCCUGGCUGGCACCACUGCGGCUGAUCUGAUGUGCUGACACAUCCUGGUUACCAGGGGACUGUUGUCGCAUCAGACCUGCCAAAGAGUUUCCAGCUUUUCUUGUACUUGGAGGCAUGAGGUGACUACUUGGAUCCUAGAGUACAUGAUCAGCACACGAGAAGACAGAAACACGGCAUGCAGGACACAAGCAAAAUGUUCAACCAAACAAAACACAAAACAAGAACUACACACACCUGGCAAGCGUGGGCUAUCUACAUGGUCUUAGCUGCAAACCUCUCGGAAGAGCAACCGCUGAAGCAGGCUUGUCCUUCAUGUGAUGCCACUCAGCUUUGCAACUGUUCUUCCAUGGGCUUGGAUGUUAUUCCCCAAGGGCUCACGGCCGAAAUCACAGUGUUAAACCUGGCCCACAACAGGAUAAAGCACAUCCGGUCCCGGGAUCUGCAGCAGGUUGUGAACCUAAGAAUCCUACUGCUGCAGUCCAACAAGAUCAGCUCAAUAGACAUGGACUCGUUUCACUCCCUCGGGAAACUGGAGCUCUUGGACCUAUCAAAUAACAGCUUGGCUCACUUGUCCCCUGUGUGGUUUGGGCACCUUGUUUCGCUCCAGCAGCUCUGCCUUCAAGGGAACUCCUACAGAGACCUGGGGGAAAGCUCCCCCUUUUCUAGCCUGAGGAACCUGAGCUCUCUCCACCUGGGCAACCCAUGGUUCUCCAGGAUAAGGCAAGGGAACUUUGAGGGCAUUGCGGUUCUCGACAAGUUGUGGAUUGACGGUGACAAUCUCAGUCAUUAUGAGCCGGGAAGCUUGAAAUCGAUUAAGAAGGUAAAUCACAUGAUCCUAAACAUAAGAAGUAUUAAUGUAUUCUCAGCAAUUGUCAGGGACCUUCUGCACUCUGUCACUUGGUUAGAAGUGAGAGAAAUAGCAUUCAGUAUACCUGCUGAAGUGCAACCAUUGAGAGUCAUGUCUUCUUCUUUUGCAAAGAAAAUUUCUUUUAAACAGACCUUAUUAACAGAUGGUACUGUGCCGGAUAUUGUCGGCAUUUUAGGAGACAUGCCAAAAUUAGUGGAGCUGGAGAUGACAGACUGUAGACUCUUGGGAACUGGACAAUGGGAAAAAAAAAUUCAGGCAAACCAAUCAGAGACUCUUAGAGUUCUGACAGUAGAGAAUUUACUUAUAGAAAAAUUUUAUUUGUUUACAGACCUUCAGGUUGUGGAAUAUCUACUACCUCUUCUUACCAAAGUGACAGUUGAAAACACCAAGGUCUUUUUAGUACCAUGCAGGCUUUCAAAACAUCUUCAGUCAUUAGAGUAUCUUGACCUUAGUGCAAAUUUGCUUGGAGACCGGAGUUUGGAGCAUUCGGCCUGUAAGGGUGGUUGGCCCUUACUACAAACUCUGAAUUUAAGUCAGAAUUCACUGAGUGACUUAGAAAUGACAGGUAAAAGUUUAUCUCAUCUAAGACACCUAACUCUCCUAGAUAUUAGCCAAAAUAGUUUUGGUGAGAUUCCAGAUGUGUGUGACUGGCCAAAAACCCUGAAAUAUCUAAACCUCUCCAGCACUCAAAUUCCUAAACUAACGACUUGCAUUCCCCCAACGCUGGAAGUUCUGGAUGUUAGUGCUAAUGCGCUGAAGGAGUUUGGACUGCAACUCCCGUUCCUGAAAGAGCUGUACCUCACAAAAAACCAGCUGAAGACCUUGCCUGGUGCCGCACCCAUUCCUAACUUAGUGGCCAUGUCAGUCAGAAGAAAUAAGCUCAACAGUUUCUCCAGGGAGGAGUUUGAGUCGUUCAAGAAAAUGGAGCUGCUGGAUGCCAGCGACAACAACUUCGUCUGCUCCUGUGAAUUCGUCUCCUUCAUCCACCACCGGGCCGGGAUAGCCCAGGUGCUGGUGGGGUGGCCAGACAGGUACAUCUGUGACUCUCCCCUGGCAGUGAGAGGGGCACAGGUUGGAGCUGUGCACCUCUCUCUGAUGGAGUGCCACAGGUCCCUCGUGGUGGUGUUGAUCUGCGCCCUGGUGUUCCUGGUCAUCCUCAUCCUCGUGGUUGUCAGCUACAAGUACCACGCAGUCUGGUACCUGAGAAUGACCUGGGCGUGGCUCCAAGCCAAGCGGAAGCCCAAGCGAGCCCCCCCGAAGGACAUCUGCUACGACGCUUUUGUUUCCUACAGCGAGAACGACUCUGACUGGGUGGAAAACAUAAUGGUGCGUGAGCUGGAGCAGGCCUGCCCCCCCUUCCGGCUCUGCCUCCAUAAGCGUGACUUUGUGCCCGGGAAGUGGAUUGUGGACAAUAUCAUUGAUUCCAUAGAGAAGAGCCACAAAACGCUCUUUGUGCUGUCCGAGCACUUUGUGCAGAGCGAGUGGUGCAAAUACGAGCUGGACUUUUCUCACUUCCGCCUCUUUGACGAGAACAACGAUGCAGCGAUUCUCGUCCUCCUGGAGCCCAUCCAGAGCAAAGCAAUUCCCAAGAGGUUCUGCAAGCUGCGGAAGAUCAUGAACACAAAGACUUACUUGGAGUGGCCUCUUGAAGAAGAGCAGCAGCAGGUGUUUUGGGAAAACUUGAAAGCAGCCUUGAGGUCAUAGCACAAAUCAGCAACCCCUAUUUUAGCAUGUUUCUACUAAGGAUAUAUGUCAGUGUUUUUCCUGCUAAGAAUUUUUCUUUCUUAUUUUCCUGCCUAAGGAGAACUGGCUUUUUUGUUUAUAUAAAUAAUUAUCAUCUUACUAAAGGAGAAAGACCCACCUUAGGCUUUCCAGUGAUUUGCUGCUUUGAUCUUUCAAAAUCCAUGCCUAUACCUAUGAUAUUUGGCAGCCAUGUUGGACUUCAUAUGCUUUUCAAAUACAUUUAGCUGAAUGUAGGCUAUAUCUGUACUUUUUACUCCUGUUACCACAUCCCCAAGUUGUUCCUAAAAAUGCCAUUGUAAUAUACAAAUGAAAAUAAAAGCCAAGUGCUU